Molecule: messenger RNA, 2250 nt
Organism: Triticum urartu
Lineage: Eukaryota; Viridiplantae; Streptophyta; Magnoliopsida; Poales; Poaceae
Source: RefSeq, a predicted model, not a curated record
AUGACGUGCCCAUUUUGCGUUGACCAUGUUGUCACCAAUGUAGCGAGAUCCGACGGGCAGGCAGGGGAUCGGUUCUACAAGUGCAUGCUGUACGAUGCACGACAGUGUCGUUUCUUCGAGUUCCAGCAAGCAUACUGCAGGAGGAUGACCCCUCACCAGAUCGCCACUGCUCGGCGGCAAGCCAGGAUUAACCCAGCUGGCCAGGGAUCUGGUGUCUACCAGGGCAACGGGGUGGCUCAGAUGGUUCCUGUUGCCACCCAGGCCCAGAUACAGGCGCAAGCUCCACACCAAGUGCAGACACCCCCGCUGGCGGUGAGCAACCUGAUUGCUGAAGUGGAUAGGCCGGCCGCCGUAGCCGGAGCCGUCCUUGCAGGACAGGGCCUCGUUGUUGUCUCUAUUCUCAUGAAGUGUUAUCCCACACUUCAGGCGACGCCCCGAACCUGGACCCCGCCGCCGGCCGGGCACCCACCGUCCGCCCACCCCGCGUCGCCGCCGCCGGCCGCGCCGGGCCCUGGAUGGCGGCGGCGGGUCCGUUUCUCCUUCCCCGAGCCCCAAUCCCCCGCCCUCUCCCACCUCCCCGCCCACUCCCGGACGCGAUUUGGGUGCUCCUCCCAGCGGGUGACGGUGCUUUCCGCCCGGGUGCGCCCUAGCGGCUACCCCCGACCCCGACCCACCCCUACUCCCUGCUCGAGCUUCGGGCCGGCCUCUUCGGGAGGCAGCCAUGGAGGUGGUUUGUCCUGCAGGACGGUGCCUGUUUCUUGCAGGUCGCCGAUCAGGAGUGUGGCUGCGCGCGUGACCCCUUCAACACCACAGCCACCCACCACCACCCCGCAGGGGCGGCUUCUGCCCGGCGGCCAUGGACCUGCGUCCCUUUCCUGCGUUCAUGGUCGGCGCGGCCUCAGACCCGGCGAGCCCCGGGGGCUGCGCUCUUCCGGCUCCUUUGGCUCACUAGCUCCUCGUCUCUGCACCACCAUCACCCUGCCGGUUCCUUGGUUGGCCGUCCAUCCCGGUGCAUCUUUGUCUCCGACAUUGCUCCAGGAGCUGCGUGCCCUUCCAGCUCUUGGGCCCGCCGGCACCCUGCUGCUCCGGUCCCGGGUGGCCCAGCCACGCAACCUCGCCCUCCUUCGGAGUUCGCACGUCCAGCGGCGCCCAGUGCCUCCUCCGGCAUUGUGCGUGGCUCGCCUUCCUGCAGUCGCAACUCCGGCCAACGCCUGACAACCUCCUCUCUGAUUCGUGUUCCGACGUCUUGGGAUUGCUCGAAAUUGGCCAGGGAGAAAUCCCUGCAUCUUAUGUUGGUAGCGGCGACACCCGCGGGUGCCGUACCCUUCUUGGAGGCGCUGCCAUGGCUGUUUUUCUUAUGGUUCGGAUUUCCCGGUGUCGUUCUCCUUCUUGAAGGCGCUGUCUUGGUUGCUCGCGGCGUCCUUGGUGCUAGAUUCGGAGCUUUUGGUCAUCUAGUUGAUUGGAUUGCUUCUCUGGUCGGCGAGUUUAGCUGUGUUCUUCUUUGCUUGGGUCGAGUAUCUUAUGUCUCUCCGCUUCGGGCACCAUGUUCACGCCCCUUGCGUCCGUGUCAUGUGCUGUACCACCUGUUGCACUCAUUCUAACUUCUUCUAUCAAUGCAAUGAUACGCAAGCUUUGCGUGUUCCCGAAAAAGUACUUGCUGUAGAUCUGAUAUUAUGAGAAUAUAACGAUGAUUAUUUCUUGAUGAGUACUUGCUUCAUGAUUUUUCCAGUGCAUGUUCAAGUUUACAUGUGAGAGGAUUUUGCUUGGUAGGUGUUUGUGAUAAUGCUUGAAGGGGCAAAUAUUUACAAAUUGUAGUUCAAGUUUUUCAGAUGAGCAAAUCUUUUGGUUUAAACUUGUUAGCAGUGAAACAUGCAAUGAAUGACGAUAUAUGAAAAGGAAAAUAUUAAGUUGUUUUAUGUGCAUCGUGUUGACCUGAAAUCAAAGCUUAGCAGUAACAUGCAAUUUGAGAGAGCAGGAAUCGGUUAACACAUUAGUACUAGUGGUAUUAAUGGCAUGAUAGAUUUCCCAACUCUUGUUUAUUACUGGGAAUAUAGUGGCUGUCACGCUGUGCUGUUGAUUUUAACAGUCAGACCUAAAAUAUUACCUUUUGAGGUGGUUGUUUCUCCUUUCAGCAUCGGCCCGAUACUGAUACACGUAUCAGUAGAGGAAGCAAGCCGAAUCCCUCCAUGCUUGCUCCUCAUGAAAUUUUCCUAGCUUAUUUGAUUGUGAUUUGUCUUUUGUCUACCUGUG